Messenger RNA from Suillus discolor, 2324 nucleotides. RefSeq names its product calcium proton exchanger. The coding region runs from base 334 to 1905 and encodes 523 amino acids. Gene Ontology annotation, molecular function: calcium:proton antiporter activity. Gene Ontology annotation, biological process: calcium ion transmembrane transport; intracellular calcium ion homeostasis. The transcript is spliced from 21 exons. NCBI's taxonomy places the organism in Eukaryota, Fungi, Basidiomycota, Agaricomycetes, Boletales, Suillaceae. The record is from RefSeq and is a predicted model, not a curated record. Gene Ontology annotation, cellular component: fungal-type vacuole membrane.
UUGACUGCCAUUGUCGAACUGAACACGUUUCAAUUGUGCGCACAAGGUACAGAUAAAUUGCAACUUGCAAGACAAUCACCGUUGUGAAUUGUCUUGGAUGCGGCGUGGGGACUAUAGCAUAAUUGAAAGUGCUUCAAGCUUGGCCUUGGUGUUUACAGAAAUUUCAAUUAAAUCUCCGUCAUCGAUCAUCGAUCAUAUAUAGAACGUAGUUUCCAGAAAAGUCGUUUAGAACACGAAAUUCUUGGCACAACGGCAGUGGCACACCACAGUUAAAGGCUAGCUUCCAACGCAGCAGCAACAACGACUGCCCUCCUGCCGCCAUUGCUGUGUACCAUGGGUUCCUUACAUGACGGGCCUUCAGAAAUGGCUCAUUUCACUGCAAGUAGCGUCCGUGCGCCCGAUGCUGUAGAGGAAACAUUCCCGCUUACCCAAAUACCAUCCGCAUCUGCCAAUCGACCACGCAUAAGUACUUCAGGCAGCAAACGUCAAAAGCAGUCCCUCAAUUGGCUGGCCAAGUUCAGAAGAGCUGUAACCUUAAUGGCGCAACCAGAAAAACGGAUAGCCAAAGCCCCCACCGUGUGGAAGAGCAUUCAAGCGAUUGUUUUUGCUUCAUGGCUAAAUGUCUUGUUGGUCUUUAUCCCGAUAUCUUGGGCUAUAAACUUUGUUCUCCCCGAUCAUUACACUCUAAUAUUUGUUUUUACAUUUCUGGCUAUCAUACCGCUAGCCAAGCUUCUCGCCUUCGCGACCGACGAGCUGUCACUACGAGUCGGUCAAACUCUAGCUGGUCUUCUCAACGCUACAUUAGGAAAUGCCGUCGAACUCAUCGUAUCAAUCAUCGCGCUCGCGAAGUGUCAGCUUACAAUCGUUCAGUCGUCCUUGGUGGGCUCUAUCCUGAGCAAUCUCUUACUGGUACUGGGCAUGUGUUUCUUUGCCGGUGGUCUCCGUUUCUCGGAACAGGGAUUUGGUCAAAGUGCUGUGCAACUUAAUUCGUCAUUACUGACCAUCAGCGUGAUUGCUGUUCUGUUACCUGGGGCUUUUCACAUGGCUCUUCAGGGUCAACCAGAAUAUGACGAAUUGUCGACCGAUUACAACAUAUUGAAAACUAGCCAUGGCGUUGCAAUCAUUCUCCUUUUCAUCUACGCCUCAUAUCUUGUUUUUCAGUUAUUUUCGCACAAAGGCCUCUACGAUGAUGACACCGGAGAUAUGCAACCAACCAAGGCUUAUGCAGGCCCCAACCCAUUUCGGUUACACAGGACACGUAGGAAUAUCACGGACGGCGAAACAGUGCAUUCUCCGAGUUCGACGCAUGACAGAGAGGCAGCCACAACGUUGUCCCGCCCCGCAGAUGCCAACCCUGAUGUAGAACCUGGGACAAAUUCCAUAGCAUCAGUGGAGACUGAGGCUCUUGAGCAACCAUCGAUGAACCUUGCUGUGUGCAUUUGGCUUUUGGUUGUCGUAACUGUGUUGGUUGCUGUUACUGCAGAAUUCCUCGUUGACUCAAUUGAUGGCCUGACUUCAUCUGGGUUGAUCAACAAGGAGUUUGUUGGUAUUAUUUUGCUCCCGAUCGUCGGUAAUGCAGCGGAGCACGUUACUGCAGUUACGGUAUCCGUCAAGGAUAAACUGACUUUGAGCUUGGGCGUUGCUGUGGGUUCGAGUAUUCAAAUUGCGCUCUUUGUGAUUCCAUUCAUCGUGACACUUGGUUGGAUUAUGGAUAAGCCACUGACACUUCUCUUCGACCCGCUGGAAUCCAUUGUCCUGUUUCUUUCCGUCCUUACUGUCAAUUACGUCGUGCAGGACGGGAAGUCAAACUGGUUGGAAGGAAUGAUCCUCAUGUGCUUGUACCUGAUUUUGAGUGUAACGUUCUGGUAUUAUCCUGGUACCCAAGGAAUCUUCCCAAAUUGUUAGACCGAACCAGCAUCUUCGAUGAAUUGAGGACUGCCACGGGCUUAGUAGUAAACUUCGACCUGGGCCACCUUGCUAUCGAUCAUAUUCGGUACCACAUCUUCGGCACACUAGUCACCAGCCCCUUCUGUCCAGUGCCAACUCUCAUUAUCGUCGUGCUCUUUUCUUUCUUAUAUCUAUGGAUGGUUCGCAGUAGCAACCCAUCCCUGUCCUCAUCCUUAUUGUUGCGCUGGUCGUCUUGUCAGAGAAACAGAGGAUUCCACUUUAUUCCUACUUGCUUUUUUAAACAUAAGUUAUAUAUUAACUUGCAGUGCAUUAUACUGUCGGUGACGGGAAACGUUAACCCCUCAGCACGUCAACUUAUGAGCUUUUACUCCAUUCUGUUGAUUGUGACAGGACAUGUCCGCAAUAUUACUACGUAG